This is a messenger RNA of Grosmannia clavigera kw1407, 1089 nucleotides long. RefSeq lists its product as uncharacterized. The record is from RefSeq and is a predicted model, not a curated record. Bases 1 to 1089 code for a protein of 362 amino acids. Gene Ontology annotation, molecular function: DNA-binding transcription factor activity. The transcript has 3 exons. Gene Ontology annotation, biological process: negative regulation of DNA-templated transcription. Lineage: Eukaryota; Fungi; Ascomycota; Sordariomycetes; Ophiostomatales; Ophiostomataceae.
AUGAGUGCGCAACUGGCCCAGCUGGAGGAGGACCGGAGCCAAUAUCAGGAGCAGCUCGACCUGGUGCUCAGCUCCCUGCGCGACGACCCCGACAAUGCGGAGCUACACAUGCUCAAGGAGGAGCUGCAGUCGGCGCUGCAGAUAAUCAUCGACUCCAUGGCCGAUAUGAAGCCGAAGAGCGGCACCCGGCCGUCGGGAUCGACCGCGACAGGCCAGCAGGAGCAGCAGCAGAUGGUAGCCGACCAGGAAGACGGCGAGACGGCAGCGCCGACAUCAUCGACGUCGUCCUCGGCGCCGCCAGCCGUCACGUUCAAGGUGAACGAGACGGUGCUGGCGCGCUGGGUGACGGGCGACAAAUCGUUCUACACGGCGCGCAUCAUGUCAGUGACGGGGUCCAAGGCGGCGCCCAUGUACACGGUCAAGUUCAAGUCGUACGACACGAUCGAGACGCUGCGGGCACGCGACAUCCGGCCGGUCGGAACAGGCGGAAGCGGAGGCGGAGGUGGUGGCAGCAACAGCAACAGCAACAGCAACGGUGGAAAGCGCAAGCAGGACAGCGUCGAGUCCGGAUCGGCAGCACCCUCGAGCCUCUCGUUGCCACCGCCACCACCACCACCAAUGGCCUCUUCAAAUCCGCUUUCGACUUCGUUGCCACCACCGCCUCCUCCACCGACAGCAGCAGCAGCAGCAGCAACAACAACAGGGACAGGCACACCGCCACCGCCACCGUUUGGCCGACCGGUCGAUCGGUUCAGCAGCGGCAUGAUCUCGUCAGCAGCGGCCCAGCUGUACCCACAGGCGCUGCAGGAGCAGGGCAAGACCGGAGGGGCGGAUGGAUCGGCAGACGGGCCGCCGGUGAAGAAGUUCAAGAAGAUCAAAGCGACGAAGCAGCUGGAGGCGGGCAAGAGCAAGUGGCAGGAGUUCAACAGCAAGUCCAAGGUCGGCAAGACGAUGACGAAAAAGGACAGCAUGUUCCGGACGCCAGACGGGAUCCACGGGCGGGUCGGAUUCACAGGCUCGGGCCAGGCCAUGCGCAAAGACCCUACGAGAAGUCGACAUAUCUACCAGACCAAUGAGGAUCUGGACUAA